Molecule: messenger RNA, 747 nt
Organism: Cooperia oncophora
Lineage: Eukaryota; Metazoa; Nematoda; Chromadorea; Rhabditida; Trichostrongylidae
Source: the annotation of a GenBank genome assembly
AUGUAUAUGUUCAAGGCUGCAAAGCAACGUGGAAUCACUAUAAAUGUGAGCAGCGGAAAAGCAUUGGCUGAUAGCUUGGAUCAUGCAGUGGAUGAGAAGAAUCCGAUGUUGAAUCGGUUGCUGAGAAUGCUGACAACUCGAUGUAUGACACAGGCUGUGUACUUCAGCGCUGGUACGAUACCAGUGCCGCAGUACCAGCACUUCGGUCUGGCCUGUCCCAUCUAUACUCACUUCACCUCACCAAUUCGUCGGUACGCUGAUGUGGUAGUGCAUCGACUGCUGGCCGCCUGUAUUGGUGCCGAUGACAUCAAGGUAGGCUUGCUCAGUCAAGCCAACGUGCAGAAGAUCUCACAGAACAUCAACUAUAGACAUAGAAACGCGCAAUACGCUGGGCGAGCGUCUGUGCAGUUGAAUGUGCUGACGUAUUUUCAAGGACGAGAAGAGACGUGCGAUGGAUUUGUCAUGGGUGUACGAACGAAUGGUAUACAGGUAUUCGUACCGAAGUAUGGUUUGGAAUCGGUGAUUGUGUUGCAACAAGGAAAAGGCACGACUAUUGAUAUCGAGGAAUAUUGCGUACGGAGCGGUGAACAUGUGAUUAAAGAGCUCGAUCGAGUAAAAGUACGAGUGCGACUGGAUGAGUCGAAUGUUCAACGACGAAGGAUAGCGCUCGACCUAAUUGAACCAUCCACUAUGCCAGGAUUAUCUGUUGACUUUGAUCUCUCAGAAUCGAUUGGCGUGGGAAUUUGA